This is a messenger RNA of Arachis stenosperma, 1290 nucleotides long. RefSeq lists its product as uncharacterized. Gene Ontology annotation, molecular function: RNA-DNA hybrid ribonuclease activity; nucleic acid binding. NCBI's taxonomy places the organism in Eukaryota, Viridiplantae, Streptophyta, Magnoliopsida, Fabales, Fabaceae. Bases 1 to 1290 code for a protein of 429 amino acids. The record is from RefSeq and is a predicted model, not a curated record. The transcript is spliced from 2 exons.
AUGGAUGCCUAUUCCGGCUACAACCAAAUCCCGAUGCACAGACCCGACGAAGACAAGACAGCUUUCAUAACACUAGGGGGCAUCUAUUGCUACAAGAUAAUGCCCUUUGGACUGAAGAAUGCAGGGGCCACCUACCAAAGGCUGAUGAGCAGAGUCUUUCAUGAUCUCAUCGGCAAAACAGAAGAGGUAUAUGUCGACGACAUCUUAGUAAAAACAGCAGAGCCGAGCAAAUUGAUAAACGACCUCCAGGCCGUCUUCGAGGCAUUGAGAAAAUUCAAAAUAAGGCUUAACCCACUUAAAUGCGCAUUCGCCAUGGAAGCAAGAAAAUUUCUAGGGUUCAUGAUAACACAAAGAGGGGUAGAAGCCAACCCGGACAAAUGCGAAGCUGUUCUCAAUAUGACAAGCCCUGGGUGCAUCAAAGAUGCACAACGGCUCACCGGGAAGCUCACGGCUCUAUCUCGGUUCCUCGGAGCCUCAGCUGAAAGGGCCAUGACGUUAGGAUUUUUGCCAGUUGAGUAUGAAGCCUUGAUAGGGGGGACUAAUGCUAGCCAAAGAAGUCGGAGCAUCAAGGGUGGAAGUCAGCAGCGACUCCCAAGUCGUCACUCCCAAGUAAACGGCAGUUACCAAGCCAGGGAUGCGCUGCUACAAAAAUACUUGGAAAAAGUAAGAGAGCUAUGCAAAAGCUUCGAAGAAGUCACAAUCCAGCACGUUCCCAGAGAAAGAAACGCCCGAGCCGACCUCCUCUCCAAACUCGCGAGCACCAAACCCGACAUGGGGAACAGAUCCUUGAUCAAAGCACUAGCAACAGAACCUGCAAUCAUCAUGUUCAUAGCUCAGGCGCCAAACCCCCCCUCAUGGAUAAACCCGAUCUCCCGAUAUCUAGAGCAUGCGGAAACACCCGCUGACGAAAAGGAAGCACAAGCUAUUAAAAGGGAAGCUCCCAAAUACACAAUCAUACAAGGGCAGCUGUACAAGCGAGGGCUCCACCAGCCCCUACUUAAGUACCUACGUCCCGACGAGACAGACUACGUCCUAAGGGAAGUACUUGAAGGGUGUUGUGGUCACCACAUCGGGGGAAGAUCUUUAGCAAGAAAAAUCAUCCGGGUAGGCUACUACUGGCCCACAAUGAUGUCGGACGCCCGAAAAUUUGUGAAAAAAUGUAAAAAAUGCCAAGAAAAUGCCAGCUUCCACAAAGCGCCUCACGGGGAGCUCAGUCUAAUGAUGGCCCCCCGACCUUUCACCCAAUGGGGAGUCGACCUCUUGGGGCCAUUCCCACCAGGGCCCGGGUAA